Messenger RNA from Cynoglossus semilaevis (tongue sole), 4549 nucleotides. It is a transcript of the gene tex11, whose product is annotated as testis expressed 11. The transcript has 29 exons. Gene Ontology annotation, biological process: meiotic cell cycle. The record is from RefSeq and is a predicted model, not a curated record. Bases 766 to 3495 code for a protein of 909 amino acids. Lineage: Eukaryota; Metazoa; Chordata; Actinopteri; Pleuronectiformes; Cynoglossidae. Gene Ontology annotation, molecular function: protein binding.
ACAGAUGAACGUCAUCAGUAUUGGACGAUAAUCAACACAGAUAGGAAGUAAAACGGAACGGGAAAAACAAAAACGGCCGGAAUACAAAAUAAAACAGGAAACUUAAAGAAUAAAUCGACUGAUCUUUUUUAUAGAUGUUUCACAAUCAUUUGGUUCCUGUUGAAGUCAGUUAUAUUGCUCACUCACUCGCCACGCAUUACAAUUAGAUUUUAAUUUCCUCUGAAUAUGGUUGUUACUUGUAAGUUUAACAACUUUUGUUGUUACCAAGACAUCAUCAUGUUCACAGCAGCAAUAUUGCAACUAGUAAAUACAGUUUUAAAUGGGACUUUUACUAAAAAGUAGUAAUUCUACUGUACUUACAGUAAAGUUUUAUUUUUGAUACAUAUUUAAAAUGUAGGACAACGUAGCUGAAAUAUUAGGAAGCUGGGAAAUGUUUUCAUGUACCGCCACCAUGUUGAAAAACUACCGCACCUGAAUUUGAAAAUUGAUUCUGCAAGUGUGCAUCUACACUUGUGUUAAUUACUCAAAGAACGUGAGCGGGAAAAGGAACGCACCCACACGUAUCAGUUAAAUAUAGUAACUCUCGUCAAGAAAGAUUAAAUUAGCUCAAUACUGUAUAUAGUUGUCAAAUAGUUUUCGAUUUAUUUAAAGGCACGACAAAGUACAUUUUUAGCACACGUACGCUCUGCUGUGAGUACUCAAACGAGCGCAAUUUAUUUCUGAUGUGAUUGCAACGCCGUGCUGAUAAAGAAAAGUGUAAAUGACAUGGAGCCCUGUCUUUCGACAGUAAAAUGUCUAAUUGAUAAACUGCUCAAGAGACAGCAGGUAGACUAUGGCGAGAUCAUAGAGAAAUUGUUCUCUGAAGUAUCGGGACUUGAAGAUUGUACCAAAAUAACAGAUCCACAGUGUGAGGAGUGUGCCAUCCAGCUGUGGAACUGGGCAGUCACAAAGAAUGUGGGCUCUGCACUAAGUAACAAUCAGAAGGCCAAAGUUCGCCAUGUUGCGUGUAAUCUGCUGUACUUCUGUGAGCCUGAGCAUCCAACAGAGGGCGUCAUCCGCAAGCAGAUUCUGAUGUCUAGCAAAACAGGAAGAUCCUGGCUGGACUGCAAAGAUCCCCAGAUGGCAGAUCAUUUUCUAAGGCUUGCAGUGAAGAGUCUGGAGAACCUUUACAGCCAACUGACAUCCAGAAGUGCUGGAGUAGCUGACAUGACUUUUACCAAGGGAGAUGUGGAAAAGGAUCUUCUUCGAAUUCUCUCAUUCCAGGCCGAAUCGGCCAUAAGUCAAGGGAACAACCAGGAGGCUGUGGCCUACAUUCAACGUUGUAAAGACAUGCUGCAAGGGCUACCAAAAGAGACUGUCUAUCUCUCCCUUAUGUGCUACAAUUUUGGAGUAGACACAUACAAUUUGACAAAGUUUGAGGACAGUGCUUUUUGGUUGCGCCAAAGCUAUGAUAUUGGGAAACUGAAUAUGAAAUAUGCGCCUCGCCCUGAAGCCCAGGCAAAAGUGCUGAGACUCCUUGCUACUGUUUACUUAGAGUGGGACUGUCAUAAGUUUCAGGAGAAGGCUCUGAAUGCUGCAGACUUAGCCAACAGGGAAUAUGCCACCGUCUCUGGGCAGCACUUAAAGAUCAGAAUUCUCCUGAGAUGUAGGUCCUCGGAUGAUCACGUGAGAAGAGGACUAGAUGAGAUGCUAAAAUUAGACGUUCCUAUUGAGGUGUGUCUGGGCAUGGUAAAACUACUUAUGACUGAGGACAGAGAAGUGCUGGCAUUUGAGUUUUUAAAACAUGUGUGUCAGCGCUUUGCCUCCUCUCCUGACCUUGGAAGUGCUCUGGUCUUGAACAUUGAACUUCUGCUGCAGAGAGGAAAGGAGCUGCUGGGUAAACAGAAGAUAGAGGACAUUAUCACUGGACACUAUACAGGAAAACAGCUGACUCCACAGACUCUUUCUAGUCUACAUGUCAUUCUGUGGGAUAAAGCAUCAAAAUAUUUUGAGGACAAGAAAUACUCAGAGGCUCUGCAAUGGUAUAGUUACUCCCUGAGUUUCUUCAAGGCGGGUCAGAUGGAGCCCAACUUAGCCAAACUGCAGAGGAACAGAGCUUCCUGUUUUCUGCAACUAAAGCAACUAGAUAAGGCCAAAGAAGCGGUUAAAGAAGCAGAGCGCUGCGAUCCUGAGAAUAUUUUUACUCAGUUCAGUGUUUACAAGAUUGCUGUUCUGGAGAACAAUGUCAAAAAAGCUGCAGAGGCAGUGAAUGCCAUAGGACAACUGUCUCAGAGUCCUAUAGCCAAAGAGGACAAACUGCUGGUUUCUGAAGAUGCUGCUUCCAGUCUCCUUAGUCUGGCUGCUCAGAUCGCUUUGAAGAAUGAACAGCAGGAAACUGCCAUAAAGGCACUGGAGAGUCUGUGUGAAAAUUCCACAGAUGAAGCACAGGUUUUGACUGCUCUCAGAUGCUUGGUUCGGCUUGUGCUUUCGACGCUGGAGAAGACAAGUGAGGAGAUGAGGAUUGUGGGUAUGGAUACUUUGCUGCCAUAUUUAAAAAUGGCUCUGCAGAAGAUUUCUCACCAGUCUCACAUGAGUGUUGAGCAGCGCACAGAUGAAGCUAACUGGUUCAGGAAGAUUGCCUGGAACUCGGCUCUGCAGUGUGAGAGCAGCCCUGACAGGAUGAAGGAUUUCUUUGUACUCUCUUACCAGCUUUCCCAGAUAUGCCCUGAAGAUCGAACAUUGCUUAUGGGCCAGAAGACUUGCCUGCUCAUGGCUGCUGCUGCCUCACUUGAAGUCUGCAGGCGGUCUCCUCACUCUGAUCAGACUGAGGAGCUCACACAAGCUUUGGAGUACAUUCAGAUCUGUUGGGAUGUUUGGAAAACCCUCAAAGUUUCAGGAAGCUUCCCCCUGGACCCCACUGACACACUACUGUUGCUGUAUGAAUUUGAAGCUCGUGCAAAACUAAAUGACCCCAAGGUUGAAAUGGUACUGGAGUCUGUUCUGGAGCUGGAGAAUGUUGAAUCCAAGGUGCUUGAGAUCAUUGCAGCCUUAGCUAUGGAGCCCCCAGCCCACUUCCCAGUGCUGUGUAAGAAAGCCUUGAGAGUUGCUCUGUCGCUGCACAAGAAACAACCACAGACAGACCUGACCCGCUGCAGCAAGUGUAUCCACAGUCUGAUCAAGCUGUCCCUCCCGACCGGUGUGUCAGAGGUGGAGGCCCAUGGUUUAGAGGAGGUGUGGAGCUACUACGAGGAGGCCAUGUCCAUCCUUGCCACCACACCUGAAGACUUUCCAGAAACCGAGACUUUGUGGUUGCUAACUCGGGCCUGGAACACAGGAAUCCUGCUGUACAGCCUGGCUCGGUAUCCUGAAGCUGAGAAGUGGUGUGGCCUCGCCAUCAGGUUCGUGUGCCACCUGGGAUCUCUGCAGGAGAGCUACGAGAAACAGAUGUCUGGUCUUUACAGUGAAGUUCUGGACAAGUUGGACAAAGCCAAAAAGAACCUGGUCACUGAAGAAUAAUCUUCCUGUUGUCAACAGUCUGCUGGUAACUACAGUUAGACAUUUGUCAGAAUGUUGUUUUCAUAAUUAAUUCUUAGAUUUACCAAACUAACACUAACUAAGAUGUGUCAAAACUAAAGAACCUGGACACGAGUCCAUAUAAAUUACAUUAUGGAUCCAGAGCAGACCUGGACUAGUUUUAUUUAAUUUGAUUUACGCUGUCUAUAAGACGUAGUAGAUGAGGGCUUCUCUGUUGAAGGCUUUAUGGUUGCAGAGCGAAGAGCCACAAGAUGGCAGUGGAAUUCACUGUGGUCAGAGGACACAGGACAGGAAGUAAGACCAAAGGUUUAUAUAACAGAUGAGACUAAUUUCUACUAAAAUAUUUCUUGACAAAAAGUUAUUUCUGAACUCUGAGUGGAAAAUAUAGUUUUGUCCUCCAGGAUUCACUAGUGGCUCUGUCCGGUUCUUACAUACAGUCUAUGAUUUGUACCUGUUCAUUAACCAGUUUCAGUUUCUAACCAGUAGUUAUGUAGAAGAUAUGUUUGAUGUUCUGGUCCAGAUCUGCUUUGGAGUUUCCAUUUAAAAUCUUUGACAAAAUCUUUUCCUGUGUAGAUUGAGUUAAGCAUCGGUCAUUUUUCUUCUGGAGUUUCUUCUCAUCUAAUUGUAAUUGUAAUUACUGGUUAGAUUUUGGAUCAAUCCUCGUUCCUGGUCUUUACAAUCUCCUGUCAUAAAUUUAAAAAAAAAUGCUGUAUUUCACAGUUACUAAGUCAGUUCAGAUAGAAUAACAAGGACAUGAAAAUCAUAACUGAGUCACAUAUUUUAUUUUCAAACAAAUAAACUCUCAAGUCCCAAAAUAAAGCCCAAACAAAAAUAGCAGGACUGUUCCCUCAUGACUAGGACAGGGGAAGACCACAAGGCCCAGUGUCCUGAUGGGCUGAACCACCUGCAGUGACAGGAAGGAAACUACUGUACAAUCAAAGGGUUCAUGUUUGCAAGCACUUACUGCACAGAUGCGCCAUAAACAUAAACAUCACCCAGGAGUACGAACAAGAACCCUGACCCCCCCCCCCCCACC